AUGGUUCACUGUGUUCAACUAACCGCCCAACCCACCCGCGUGGCGCUGAUGUGGCACCUGCGUGGCAAGAGAGGCGCAGCGCGAUGGACGCGAAAUCCCGCGACGCUCCGCCGCCUCCGCCGCCCCGCCAAGAGGAAAUCCUCCUCCUCCUCCUCCGCCGCCUCCGCCGCCGCCGCCGCCGCCCUCUUCUCCCCCUCCUCCUCCUUCUUUUCCUCCACCCCCUCCAAGCGCGUCGCCAAGGAGCGAAACCCUAUCCUCCACCACCACCUCCUCCCCCCGACCCACAACGGUCCCCUCACCCGCGCCCGCCAAUCCCCCAACAAGCUCGGCUCCGCAGCCACACCGCAUAGGCCACCGCCCCCGGAUCUGGCGGCGCCGCCAUCGUCGGAGCCGCUCGUGGACGCGGAGUUCGAUGCCGUCCGAUCUCGCGGCGCCGGUGUUCAUGUCGUCCCCACUUUCGCCGGAUGGUUUUCAUGGAGCGCAAUCCACCCAAUUGAGAAGCAAACCCUAGCUUCAUUUUUCAACGGGAAAUCCGAGAAACGGACACCUGAGAUUUACCUUGAAAUAAGGAAUUCCAUCAUGCAAAAGUUUCACGCCGACCCGAAUGUUCAGGUGGAACUGAAAGACUUCUCCGAGCUAUCCGUAGGUGAUGCGGAUGCCAAGCAAGAAGCCUUUGAGUUCUUGGAUCACUGGGGUUUGAUAAAUUUCCACCCUUUCCCGCCGUCCGGGACCAACGACAGCAAAUCCGACGGUGAUAAUGGGGAUGAUAAGAUGUCCUCGAUAGUUGGUAAGCUUUAUCAAUUUGACACGGUUCAAUCGUAUAUUAAUUCGGCUCAUAAGAAAGCAGAGCCCACUAUGCCGGCUCCACCACCUAGCUUGAUCUCCGAGACAGCCCUAGCUGAUGCUUUGGUUAUUACGCUCGAGCCUUCGGUUGAGUAUCACUGCAAUUCCUGCUCAGCUGAUUGCUCACGCAAGCGCUACCAUUGCCAAACGCAGGCAGAUUUUGAUCUAUGUAUCGACUGCUUCAACGAAAGGAAGUUCGAUCCAGGCAUGUCACCAGCUGAUUUUAUUCUUAUGGGACCUGCAGAGGCUCCUGGUGCUAGUGGUGCUAACUGGACUGAUCAGGAGACCCUGCUUCUUCUGGAAGCCCUUGAACUAUUUGGAGAGAAUUGGAGCGAGAUCGCUGAGCAUGUUGCCACAAAAACCAAAGUCCAGUGUAUGCUACACUUUCUGCAAAUGCCCAUUGAAGACUCCUUUUUGGAUGGCGAUGAUGAAAUUAAUGAAUCUAUUCAAGAAAAAGCAGAAACCACUUCUGCUGAUAAAGAGUUGGCUUCUACAACUGUUCCUGAGAAAAUGGAAGUUGAAAACCAAGUAGAAGAAAAAGAAAAAGAAGAAGAAGAAAAAAAAGAAAAAGACAGCGAAGAUGAAAAAGAAUCUUCAGAUGUGAAAAUGUCUGAAAAGAUAGAAGGCGAAAAUACUGGAGGAAAAGAAUCGGAUGCUAUUAAUCUUCCUGACAAUAAGGAUGUCGAAAACUCAGGAAAAGCAGAUUUGCCUAUCAAAUCCGACACAGAUGAUACAGAGAAGAAAAAUACGGAUAAUAUUUCUAGUGAAAGUGCUUCUGACAGUGCUGUUGAUGCAUUAAAGUUAGCAUUUCAGGCUGUUGGUUUCUUUUCUGAAAACGGAGAGUUGGGUUCAUUUGCAGAAGCAGGAAACCCCGUGAUGGCCUUGGCAGCUUUUUUAGUAGCUCUAGUGGAACAUGAUAAUGCCAUUACUUCAUGUCGUAGUUCACUAAAAGCCAUUUCAGAGGAAUCUCCUGCUAUCCAACUAGCUACAAGACAUUGCUUUAUUCUUGAAGAUCCACCUGGUGAUAUGAAGAGCAAAAUUGCAAGCAAGGGUGCUGAGUGUCAAAAAGAUGAAGAUCAAACACUAAGUUUGAAUGGCACUGAUAAAUUGAAGGACAGCAAAGAACAGAGUGAGGAGAAUGCUCUUUCUCUUGAGAAGAAAAUGGAUCCAUCUGCGUUAACAAAGGGUGAACUGAAGCUGCCAGAUGAGAAGGUAUUGGGUAAUGAAGGCCCUUUGUCGGAGGCAGCAGUGAACAACAUUAGAAGUUCUGGUGAUCAGAAGGAUGCUACUGAUGCCAAUUUACCAGCAGUUCCUCCAACAAAUAAUACAAAAGAAUCGGUUGUUUUAGAUUCACGAGAAGCUGCUGAAAGUGUGGAGAAGAAGAUGAAUGACUUGAAGUCGGUAGGAGAGGAGAAACCACUUAAUGUAAAGGUGGGCGAUUUAGAUUCACAGGACAAGGGCGAGAUAGAUACAUUAAAGAGUAAAGAUACUGGAGCUGCGCCGGCUGCCAAUGGGGAACAAGAGUCCAAGCAAACAAGUGAACCAGGUUCUACAUUACAAAAGAGGGAGGAGGCUGGUGAGGGAGAUAAAAAAGAAGUCGCAUCCACUGAUGACAAGAGUGCCAACUUGGAUUCAAGCCAUGGUAAUUAUGCUCUAAUUAGGUUAAAACGUGCUGCAGCUACUGCUCUUUCGGCGGCUGCAGUGAAUUCUAAGCUUCUUGCAAAGCAGGAGGAGGAACAGAUCCAGCAACUUGUCUUAUCAAUUAUAGAAAAACAGUUUCAUAAAUUGGAGUCUAAAUUGGCACUCUUUGCGGAUCUUGAAAACAUAAUCCUGAGAAUAAGGGAACAAACAGAAAGAACUAAACAAAGACUUCUUCACGAACGCUCGCAAAUAAUUGCUGCUCGACUGGGUCUGCCUGCGCCAUCUUUUAGACCUAACCCAACUUCUGUACCGCCGGGCAGAUAUCCAGCAGGCUAUGGGAUGCCAAGCACAAAUUCAUUAAACGUGGUCGCUCAAAAACCGCCUGCUAUGAGAAGGCCAUGAAGUAUGUCUUUUUUCUAAGUACAUUGAAGCUCAGCACUUUGUAAAGUAUUGCUGAUGAUAUCAUAUUGCUCACAUAGAGUCAGCAUCAUCAUUCUUAAGUGAAGGUUUUGUGCUGAUAUGCACUGUGCUGCCUAUGAACUAAAAUGUUCUUAUUGUUAGUUUGAAGGAUUCUUGUUUUUGCCCCUUGUACAUGACUCAGAAGCAAAUUCACCGAGCUAGAAUGUUGUUUUACAGUGGGUAAGCCAUUUCACCAUGUAAGCAUUGGUCCUUUUUAAUGAAAAUCCAUUUAGGCUCCAUGAGCUCUAUUUUAGUAAGAAUUGAUUGCAUAAA
Messenger RNA from Ananas comosus (pineapple), 3216 nucleotides. Its product is annotated as SWI/SNF complex subunit SWI3D. Bases 1 to 2886 code for a protein of 961 amino acids. The transcript has 9 exons. Gene Ontology annotation, molecular function: zinc ion binding; protein binding. The record is from RefSeq and is a predicted model, not a curated record. NCBI's taxonomy places the organism in Eukaryota, Viridiplantae, Streptophyta, Magnoliopsida, Poales, Bromeliaceae.